This is a messenger RNA of Rhinopithecus roxellana (golden snub-nosed monkey), 466 nucleotides long. RefSeq names its product mitochondrial ribosomal protein L52 (gene MRPL52). Gene Ontology annotation, molecular function: structural constituent of ribosome. NCBI's taxonomy places the organism in Eukaryota, Metazoa, Chordata, Mammalia, Primates, Cercopithecidae. The transcript has 5 exons. Gene Ontology annotation, biological process: mitochondrial translation. The record is from RefSeq and is a predicted model, not a curated record. Gene Ontology annotation, cellular component: mitochondrial large ribosomal subunit. Bases 69 to 440 code for a protein of 123 amino acids.
CCAGCUUCCCCCAUGGCGUCGCGCGUGGCCACCGAGGCCACGCCUACUUCCGGCUACUCCGGCUCAGCAUGGCUGCUUUAGCGACUGUUCUCUUCACAGGUGUCCGGAGGCUGCACUGCGGAGCAGCCGCUUGGGCGGGCGGCCAGUGGCGACUACAGCAGGGACUGGCUGCCAACCCCUCCGGCUACGGGCCCCUUACAGACCUCCCAGACUGGUCAUAUGCGGAUGGCCGCCCUGCUCCCCCAAUGAAAGGCCAGCUUCGAAGAAAAGCUGAAAGGGAGAAGUUUGCAAGACGAGUUGUACUGCUGUCACAGGAAAUGGACACUGGAUUACAAGCAUGGCAGCUCAGGCAGCAGAAGUUGCAGGAAGAACAAAGGAAGAAGGAAAAUGCUCUUAAAUCGAAAGGGGCUUCACUGAAGCGCCCACUUCCAAGUCAAUAAAAAGCAGCUCCUGCCUCCCUUCCUCA